ACAUUUUUAUUCGUUCUUGUCACAUUAGUGUUGUGUAUUAAUUCAUUCAUAACAAUAAUAUAUAUCGUGUCUUUUUGUUUGUUAUUAUUUAAAUAGCAAAUAAUUUAACGCCAAAAUGACGCCCGUUAUCGUACAGGAUAAAGAGAAGGUGGAGUUAAAACGAGAAUUGGGAUUAUUCAGCGCCAUUAACAUGAUCAUCGCUGUUAUGAUUGGUUCAGGAAUAUUCGUCUCGCCAACCAGCGCCCUUGAGAGAUCAGGAUCGGUAGGAUUCUGCCUAAUAAUCUGGGCCCUGAGUGGAAUGGUAUCGUUGCUGGCGGCCCUCGGCUACGCGGAGCUUGGUACAGUGGUGCCUCGAUCAGGAGCAGAGUACAUUUACUUCGUCGAGGCGUUUACCCCGCUGCACCGAUACUUGGGUGAAAUUCCGGCGUUUCUCUGCUCUUGGGUCUUCGUAUUCGCGCUCCGUCCCGUAGAAGUGGCGGUGGUAGCUCUGACCUUCGCGGAGUACAUAGUGCAGCCGUUUUCCAGCUACAUUGUAAACGUGCCCGAAGAAUCGAUGCACAAGGUGAUACUGCUGCUGAGCAUCGCUGCCCUCGGACUGAUGACCUUUAUAAAUUUAACGAGCGUCAAGCUCUACGUGAAGGUCCAGAACAUCUUCACGAUGUGCAAGAUCGGCGUCUGCGUCCUCAUCAUCGGUGGUGGGCUGGUCUGGCUCGCAUCUGGCCGCACGGAUCUCCUUAACGAACCCUUCAAGGGCACGACCCGCUCCCCGGGUGAUAUCGCCCUCGCCUUCUACAGCGGCCUCUGGGCCUACGACGGCUGGACGGCGGCCUCGAUAGUCACCGAGGAGGUAAAACGGCCCGAGGUCAACAUCCUCAGAAGCAUCCUGAUAUCCGUUCCCGUAGUCACGCUGCUCUACGUCGCCGUCAACCUCAUGUACAUGUCCGUUCUUACGGUACCCGAAAUGUCCUCCGCUCCAGCGGUGGCCGUUCUCUGGGCCGAAAGAGCUCUCCCCCCUUGGCUGGGCUUCGCCAUACCCUUAGGGGUAGCCAUCGCCACCUUCGGCUGCGGUCUCAGCAUGCAGUUCGGGGUUUCGAGGCUCUGCUACGCCGCUGGGCAGCAGGGACACGUCCCGGAAGUCUUCAGCUUCAUCCACAUACAGAAGAUGACCCCCGCCGCAGCGGUGGCGCUCCAAGGGCUGAUCACCCUCGUAUUCAUCGUCUCCGGGGACGUGAUCGCCCUCAUAGAAUUCGCCAGCUUUCUCACCUGGUUUUUCUACGGACUCGCCAUGAUCGCCCUCAUCGUACUGCGUCGCACCAAACCCGACGCACCGAGGCCCUACAAAGUCCCGAUCGCCAUACCUUGGCUCGUCUUUUGCAUUUCGCUGUUCCUCUCGAUCAUGCCAAUCGUCAAGGAUCCAUCCCCCAAGUAUGCUUUUGCCGGGAUUUUCAUGCUCAUUGGAAUCGGGGUUCAUUACCCUUACGUCUACAAGAAGAGACACGACAAGUUUUUGGAUAAAUUCACCUAUGCAGUGCAAGUGUUGUGCCUAGUCGCUUCUCCGGAUAGAAAAGACUGAUUAAAAUAUUUUACAAAAAUCUGUAUUACUUGACGACCG
This is a messenger RNA of Diprion similis, 1612 nucleotides long. Its product is annotated as b(0,+)-type amino acid transporter 1-like. NCBI's taxonomy places the organism in Eukaryota, Metazoa, Arthropoda, Insecta, Hymenoptera, Diprionidae. Gene Ontology annotation, molecular function: L-amino acid transmembrane transporter activity. Gene Ontology annotation, cellular component: membrane. The transcript has 3 exons. The record is from RefSeq and is a predicted model, not a curated record. The coding region runs from base 116 to 1573 and encodes 485 amino acids. Gene Ontology annotation, biological process: amino acid transmembrane transport.